AUGGGGACCACGAAGGCAUCCGGCCCUGCUGACAUCAGCGCAUGCGGCGCUGAGGGCGAAGGCCGAGGCAUCACCACGACCCUCUGCGCCUCCUUCGAGCUCCCGCUACGGUUGCAGUCGACCGACGGUGUGGCGGUCGCCGUGGCACCAUCCGAGGAUGCCGCUUUUCUUCGACACAUACUCCGCGACAAGACUGACUGGCCGGCGGCCCAGAAACACCGUGAGCAGCUUAACGCUGUGAUGCCUGAGAUGGAUGUAGUGGGGUGCUACGUCGUGUGUGCCGGCUCACGGUGGACGAGCACGCGGCACCAGAGAGGUGGUGAUGACAGAGACGGCUGCCGGCUGUCGGUCGGAGGUGCUGUCAAGAAGGCCAAGGGCGAGGCAAGUGCGGGUGCGGACAGUAUUGCGGCGAUAGCUAACUGUGUCCAGCAGCAGCUGCGCAGCGCCUCAAUUUUGCCUUCGACGGCUACGGGGUUUGUUUUACUGGUAGUCUACGACAAGGAAGUGACGAGCGCUGCAGGUGAAACGGGCAUCGCCGCACCCAAUCCGCAGCAGUCCCCCGCGGCGGCGCGGCUGCCUUUUGACUGCCUCUACGUUCCGGCCACCACCGCCAGCGACGCAUGGCCAACGGAAGAGGUGGCGGUGGGCCCUUCGGAUAUGGAGUGGAUUGCCUUGGCGAACGAGACCGUGAUGCCAGCACACCAUCAGAGCUCGACAACCACGUCCUCUGCCGCCGCGAAGCCAGGCCUCUUGCGACGUCUCUGCAGCGCUGCCUACUUGGCCUCGGAGGCCCCGGCUGAGAGAGAGCUGGCGAACAUGCAAACUUCACGAAUGGCCUCGUCGCAGAACUGUCGUGCCGCCGAGGAACUCGUUGGCAGUCUUCGACUUAUAAUGCGUCUGCUCGUCGAGAUGGCGGCAUCGUCGCUGAGCCCAACGGCAACGGCGCCAGACGACGUUGAACUGCUGAGGACGGUAGCGACGUGUCUCCGUAAUGUGCCGGACAGCCGCCCAUCCCAGCCUCCGGGCGAGCCAAGAGCGCCAUCUGCGCUACCAGCUGAGGAGGUGCUCACUGCAGUACUAGCUCUUGAGGUGCAGUGCGCACUGCACAUGCGUUCUCUGAGUAAAGCCCAGCAGCAGCUGCUCAGCAGCAGCCGCUCCGCCACGGCCGCCUCCCACUCCAAGGUUUGUUCACCCAAGACAGCCAAUCCACCGCGGCCGCCGAGCGCAGAGGGUCGGUCCACGCACGAGCCCGACAAGCGCAGCGGUAUCAACACAGCUGUUCCCGGGUAUGUAUGGAAGUAG
Molecule: messenger RNA, 1302 nt
Organism: Leishmania mexicana MHOM/GT/2001/U1103
Lineage: Eukaryota; Euglenozoa; Kinetoplastea; Trypanosomatida; Trypanosomatidae
Exons: 1
Coding region: 1-1302 (433 amino acids)
Source: RefSeq, a predicted model, not a curated record